Molecule: messenger RNA, 644 nt
Organism: Effrenium voratum
Lineage: Eukaryota; Dinophyceae; Suessiales; Symbiodiniaceae
Source: the annotation of a GenBank genome assembly
GUCCCUGGCAGCCUGCCUUCGCAGGAGCAGGCGAGCGGCUUCGCUUCCCCACGCCAGGCGCCCUUCGGCGCGGAACCGGAGGUGGGCGCUUGGGCGCAAGGGAUGCAGGCACCUCCGUUCAUGUCGCAGAGUCAGGCGCCGUUCGGGAGCUCAAUGCCUUCCCAGGCCCCUUGCCCAAGCUCACCGCGGCAGGCGAUGCCCUUUGGGAGCGCGCCAUGCCUGGCGCAGGGCGUGAGCUCCCCUCGCCAGGCGAUGCCUUUCGCCUCUCAGGGCCAGGUGCCUUUUGGGGGCUCGCCUGGUAUGGCUUCGCAGGGCCCCCAAAGUUCCCCGCGACAGGCAACGCCUUUCGCGUCGGGGCAGCUUUCCCAGGCCGCACCCUUCGGGAGCUCCCCGUGUAUGCCUUCACAGGGCCCCUGCCCCAGUUCUCCCCGAGGGCAGCAGGCCCCGAAUUGGAGCAGUGGAGGACACUUCCAGGAGCCGACACCCUUUGAGGCAGGAUUUCCAUCAAUGACACCCUCGAGCGUGGGUUCCAUGCAGCAGUGGCCCACGGAGCAAGUACUCCCACAGAGCGCGCAGCAGCUGGCGGAGCGGGCAGCCUCUGCGCUGCCGUCGCCCAUGCCCACUGGCCAGGUGGGGCCACAGGC